AUGCUUAUUCAACGAAUCCGAAAUGCUAUCGAUGAAACAUCAAUAAUAAAUAAAAACGAAGUUAUGGGAGUGUGCGAUUAUUGUAAGCGCUCGAACCAAAAACAUCAAUGUCAGAGAUGCCAAUAUAUAAUAGAAAAAUUUCUCCAGAAUAAAGUCGCUGAGCGUAUGAAUCGUGAAGAGAAGUUAAGGUUAUGGAUAUCAAAGAUACAAAGUAGUUUCCUUUCUCUACUUGGAGAAAAUGUUAUUUGUAAACAUAAUAAUUAUUUGGAAAAUGUAUCAAUGACAAAGUUUUCGAAGUUAUUAAGCUUAAUAAAUUCGCCAUCUUCAAUUAGACAACCCAAAAUAGAAGAAUUUCCACAGUUAUUUGGUCUAUCAGAAGCUACGCUCGAUAUAAAUGAAAGAAAAAAAGUUAUAGAAGAUUUAGUAACCAAAUUUAAAAAUAGUUUUGACAAUAAUCCUGAAUUAGAUUUAAGUUCUUCCUCGUCAUCAGAAAGCGAAUGUAUUUGUAAAUAUUUUGGAAAAGGUAAGACUGAUGAAGAUCUGGAUAAAUUAAGUGUAAUUUCGGUUCCAAAAGAGCAGGCUUCUUUGCCAGCGGUCAAGGCAAAAGAAACUAAAUCAAAAAUUACAACGGCCACGGAUGAAAAUCAAAAACAAAAUAAUAUUAAACCUACAAAGUCUAUUAAAUCUACCAAACAAAGUCUGGAGACGAAAUCAACAUUGAAAGCACCACCGUCUAAGUCUAACAAAACAGCUGAACCAUCCGACACGCAAGACAAAGAAGAAAAGAAGCAAAGAAAAACUCAGCGGAAGGAUAGCAAUACUCCUGUUAAUAAAAAAAAGCAUGAUUCUGAGUAUCGAAUGAUGAUGGAAUUAUUGAAAGAUAAAGAAAGAGACAGAAAUAAAAAUAUGAACCUAGACAAAAAAGAAAAGGUGCCUACUUUGCCUGAAAUAAAAGAUUUACCCGUCUUAAAGAAAAAAACUGUAGUUAAAGAUGAAAAUCUCGAUUUUCAAUAUUCUGAAAGUAUAUUGGAAUGUAAAGAUAGCCGUUCAAUUCCUGUUAAUGAAGUGAUCAGAGGAAAUAAAAUAAUACACUGUGAUCCUCAUGUACGUCAUACUGAAGAAUCCUUGCAACUGCCGAUGUUAUAUAAUGUUAAAAUAGAUUUGACUACACCAAAAAAUAUAAAGGAAUCAUCUGUAUCAUCUGCUUAUGAAGACAAAAAUAAAAAGCAAAUGAAAGUAGAAGAUGGUAUGAACAUUUAUAAAAUGUUACCAGCAUCAGUAUCUGCAGAUUGGUUCAAUUUAUUCAAAAAAAGUAAAACCUUAUUUUAUGAUACUGGAGAAAAGUUAGCUGAAAUAGAUGACAAUGGAAGUGGACGAUGGUUUUAUAAGGACGGAAAUGUUGCUAUGGAUGUACAGAAAGAGAAAGGGGCCAAAAUGGUAAGGCGUUAUAUUGUGUACAGUUCCGUUGAAGCUGUAAAUGUUUAUAAGAAUGAGCCCAUUACAAUUCUAGCGUGUUUCGACUAUCUCGGAAAUGGUGUCGUAUACGACCAUAAGGGCAAUGUCAGGUUGAAGUAUAAUCAAUCCGAGGGCCUAGUGCUGGAUAAAAAUAUUGCUCCAUUGGGUCGAUGGAAAUGGCAUUCACUAAACGAUCCUCCGGUUUUACAGCGUGUUUUUAUUAACACGUAUGAUAAAGUUGAUAAUAUGGAAUAUAUAGAGAAUGAUUCUGUUGGAGCAGUAAAGCCUCUAAAUGAAGACAUGAUUGCCAUUGAACUAGAUAAUUUUUUGAAGGAAAAAGCUCAUAAAUUGUUGCAAGAGUUUAAACCAUUUCAGAUAAGAAUGAAAAUUAUGAAGCUUAAUAACUUCUUUUCGUUACGAAUUAUAGAUCAGACAAAUAUUUUUCUUCUGUUCCGUUGUGACAGGGCUUUUUUGAGAAUAAAUAUCGGAAUGCUGUUAAAGAAUGACGAAAUAAUAGAUACCGACGUUGCGGAAGUUUCAGAUGUUUCCACUCCAUAUUGCCAUAGUCGUCCGAAAUCUCCAACUUUAAUUAAUAUACAAAAGACCCUCAAUGACGUAAGAAGCUAUUAUAGUAGUUCUAAGAGACGUAAAUAA
This is a messenger RNA of Danaus chrysippus (African queen), 2109 nucleotides long. Lineage: Eukaryota; Metazoa; Arthropoda; Insecta; Lepidoptera; Nymphalidae. The record is from the annotation of a GenBank genome assembly.